GGCGCAGGCAGAGAUCAGUGAACAGCGCUCCAUUGAAUAGGCGUGAACUACAGGACGUCAGGCGCGUCGACCAACGAAAAAGCAGCAUCGGAUCUUGGGGAGUUUUCAAACCACUGGAAACCAUUUGCCUCGUUUGGAGCCGAUCAGCUCGCUCGCUGCUGCAGCAUGCUAGCAGUUCAACGGCAGAGAACGACAGUCAGAUAUUGAAGUCACGCAAGAGCAUAGCGCUUGCUGUGCUGUUCCUAAUCCGAUCGACCAGUAGCGGCAGCAACCACGGAAUUCUCAGCGGUCGAAGCAAACACAGUCCAGCAGUUCACGGCUGAGGGCAGUCCAGGUUGCCUCUGCCGCUCGGACUUUGAGCAAUGGCCACUGUCGCAGAAGACAGCGGUACCGGUGGAGAAGUGGAGGACGGAUCGGCCGACACGACUGGCGAUUCCAUAUUCACCGGCGAUGGGCAAAGGUUGAACCAAGGCCCCAUGACUAUAGCCAGAGCGUUUGCACUACUGCUACAUCAUGAUGAGCGGUCCAGCGCGAAAGGAUUUCUGAUCGUGUUCGUCAACAGCGCAAGCGACCAGUCCACCGUCCACAUUGCUGCCCGGUUGGUUGACGGGUCCCACAAGCUCAUCAAACUGGAUCGCACUGGACAGUUGUGGACGCUGGACGAUCCGAGCUUCAGAAACCAGCGUUUCGCCACCUUGGCAGAGCUAGUGUUUUACUACAGUGCACGCAAUCGACACAUCGUGCCCGUGGAUCUUGCCUCUGCACAAGAACGAGAGCAGCAGUCUGAGCCGAGUGAGGAGCUCCUGGAGCGCGGUGCGGCGAUCGCGCGCCAGUUUGAAGUGGGCGGACUUCCCCGACAAGUCAGUGAUGCUUCCGGCAUGGAAGACGAUGAUGAUGACGUUCUACCGCCUCUGUCCAGCGUCCUGAGUGGAAAUAGACGGGCCAGCGGCGAUACGAACUUCCGACAGCGUGCAAUGACGGUGCCUGCCUCCGUUGCCGCCCCCGAGCCUCAGGCAACGGCGGUGCCUGCAUCCGUUGUCACAACGGAGCCUCAGGCGUCAGAUGACGGACGGCUACAAAACACUAUUACAGACGGCCACAUAGAAUACACGUUUGCGCCAAACACACGUCAAGAACGGGCACACACGGUGAGCGAACCGAACAACACCGACAUGGCAUCCCGGCCGACUGAUGGUCAGGGAGCAAUAAGUAGAGGCAGCCGUGCCGUCAAUCCAUCGCGACUCAGCAUCGAAUCCUCAAUCCAGCGAGAAGCAGCGGCAAUCGUUAACGAUGACAUGAACGCGGACGUGUUCGGCGCCCUGUCCACUGCACAGACGGAGGCGCAGGAGACGCACGUCGAGGAUGUCGGAUGCAUGCGUACGUGCUGCCUGCCCAUCUGCGUCAAGUGCUCGGCGCAGCACGAUGCCGGUCUGUUGCAGCGCUGCUCGGCGUCGUCAGCACUCUGCCUGCGAGACCGAUGCGGCUGUGGCGGCAGAACGGAAGCAGACUCUCCACCGGACGUCACCAGCACGAGAAGAACGAAAUCGGUGUGGCGCGUGAUCGGUACGUGCUGUUGCUACGUCGAUACCGCCGAGGAGCCGGUGUACGCAAUGCGACGACGCGGCGUAGUGCCACUCGCGGGGCUGUUCGUUGCUCACUUGGCCUGGGGCAUCGUGUACUUCUUCAUCAUGAUUAUCAAGGUUGUGCUUGCCGGUACGGCAACGCUAUACGCAGUGAUCCAGGACUUCAACUGCUAGACUGUGCAUGACCGUGAACAACACUGUGCGCAGAGAUCCAGGGUUUCAACUGCAAGACUGUGCAUGACCCUGGCCAACACUGUAUGCAGUGAUCCAGGACUUGUGAACUGCCAGACGGUGCAUGAUCGUGAACAACACCGUGUGUGCUGCACAACUAACAUUAUCCUUGCUCCAGACCAGUGCAGUUACUGAUCCUAGCUGUACACCUGUUGACGAUUUCUCCAAGUCUAGCGUAGCUGAGGCAUGAUCGUAUUCGAGAGUUUGUAACCUGCGCUGGCCUUCUGACUAGCUAUUGAAUUUAUCCUGUAUUACCAUGUUUGUAUUCAAAGGUAACAAACGCUUUUUUUAAAGCCACCCAUGAUAUGCAUCCAGAGACUCCAAACACACCCAGAUAUAGAAAGAGAACAUUGAACCUGAUGACAAUUUAAAAUAUUAAAGGCGACCAUGUUCACCACGUGCAUCUACUGCUUACACAGCUGCAUAAUGCCGUUAAUUAUUAUUUUUAAAGUUUUACUUUUAUUAUUUUUUCGGCAACGCAGAUGAUGAUGAUGAUGAUGUUCACCUCAUA
This is a messenger RNA of Sycon ciliatum, 2325 nucleotides long. RefSeq lists its product as uncharacterized. The record is from RefSeq and is a predicted model, not a curated record. The coding region runs from base 363 to 1757 and encodes 464 amino acids. NCBI's taxonomy places the organism in Eukaryota, Metazoa, Porifera, Calcarea, Leucosolenida, Sycettidae. The transcript is spliced from 5 exons.